GUACGGAGUAGUCCUUCCCUCUCGACGCAUCCUUGCCGCUUGAGUCUCUGAACUGCUGCAAAGAUGGCACAGAAUUCUUCUACUCAUCAUAAUAUCGUUUUCCUGCAAGGUGAUUUCGUUCAGAUUCCCGAUUUUGACCUACCCGCUCCUCAUACGUACACCAAGACAAUUUAUUCGCAGACCUCGUUAUCAGAAAUUCACGAGCGCAUUCAUGAUGCCUCGGUCAUUGUCCUGUCUGCUUUGCGUAUUGACGCAAGUGCCCUUGCCUUCGAGAUCAGCCCAAAUUUGAAGCUGGUCAUGGUUGUGGCCGUGGGCACCGAUUGUAUAGACCUGGAGGCAUGCCGGAAACGAGGCAUUGUCGUCUCCUACAUCCCAGCUGCAAAUACCGAAGCCGUUUCUGAGCACGCCAUUGCACUUCACCUGGCCACACGGAGAAAGAUUAUGAUGAUGCACGCACUGACCAGAGCGGGCGAAUGGCCUCGGAGGAAGACAUUGAUGUUUGAUUUUGUCGAUAAGGCCGGCACACCACCCUUGACUUGUCAGGAAGAAGUGGCCGGCAUCAUCGGAAAUGGAGCUGUUGGGAAGCGGAUUGCUCAUCUUGCGCGUGGUCUGGGGAUGAAAGUCAUUAUCUCCGAUCGCAAGCAGUUGGGUGAAGCCAAAACAACAAACAACUCUAACGACGAUCUAGAGAGAAUCCCAUUCGAGAGUGUCAUCAGGCAAAGUACAGUAAUUUUCGUGGCUGUUCCUCUCAUGAACACUACGCGGAAUCUUAUAUCGACUGCCGAGUUCGAAGCCAUGUCUCCUCAUGCAGUGUUGGUCAAUGUGUCUCGUGGGGGAGUCAUAGACGAGGACGCGCUUGUCAAGGCACUGAAAGAAGACAGAAUCUCGGGAGCAUCGACCGAUGUUUUCUUUCAGGAGCCUGCUAGUCCAGACAACUCUCCUCUACUAGCAGAGGGCACAGAAGUACUAAACCUGCUUGUGACACCUCAUCUAGCUUGGUUGGCACAGAAAACGAUGGUCAAUUAUUCACAGCGGCUGAAGUUAUCGGUGGAAGAGUGGUGCAAAGGAAGUCCCUUGAAUGUAGUUACAUGA
This is a messenger RNA of Aspergillus homomorphus CBS 101889, 1092 nucleotides long. Its product is annotated as D-isomer specific 2-hydroxyacid dehydrogenase family protein. The transcript has 2 exons. Lineage: Eukaryota; Fungi; Ascomycota; Eurotiomycetes; Eurotiales; Aspergillaceae. The coding region runs from base 64 to 1092 and encodes 342 amino acids. Gene Ontology annotation, molecular function: NAD binding; oxidoreductase activity, acting on the CH-OH group of donors, NAD or NADP as acceptor. The record is from RefSeq and is a predicted model, not a curated record.